Capsicum annuum is the source of this 2315-nucleotide messenger RNA. Its product is annotated as lysM domain receptor-like kinase 3. Gene Ontology annotation, molecular function: ATP binding; transmembrane receptor protein kinase activity. Lineage: Eukaryota; Viridiplantae; Streptophyta; Magnoliopsida; Solanales; Solanaceae. The coding region runs from base 439 to 1191 and encodes 250 amino acids. The record is from RefSeq and is a predicted model, not a curated record. The transcript is spliced from 10 exons. Gene Ontology annotation, biological process: protein phosphorylation; innate immune response.
CCAUCCUCUAGAUCCGCAUCUGUUAUACACCUGGACCUGAGUCUGACCAACUUAGGACUUUGAUACUCUCUACGCUGUAUUUUAUUUGAUCUUCCCUUUAAUCCAUUUCAAUUCCUUGACUUGUUUCAUACGAUGCUAAAGUUUCUCGGUACCGGAAGUCCAAAGUAAUAGAGACCGAUAACUUCAAAUUACUUUUAGCUUCGACAUGAAAUCUUUUUGACAUAACUCUGUCUUCAUACAUUUUACUUAAUAGCUUUUAAAGCUGACCAGCUUCAACAUAUGAUGUUUUUGAUGUUUUCCUUUUCAAUAUCUGCAUAGUCUAAGUUGCCAACUGAAAUUGGAGAGUGAUGACGCCUUUAGUGCACAUACUUUGGCUGGUUUAGUGCUUGUGCCUACUACAGGAUUUUCCCUCUUUCAUGUGUUCUUAAUGUAGAAACAAUGUCGUCUGAACCAUCAUUCUUUCAUUAUGCAGAUAAAAGUGGGAACUUUCCGCCACUGCCAUCAACAAGCACAGGUUUGUCUGGUGGCGCUAUAGUUGGGAUAUCUAUAGGGGCAAUACGAGCAGUCUUGCUGUUGGCUGGUUUGGUUUAUGUAGGAUGUUAUAGGAACAAAGCACACCUCCAUCAGUCUGGUCAUGGCCCAGCAAGCAGCACGACAGUUAAAGCUGCAGGUUCCGAUGGCUUGGCUGAUGGUAAUUCUCCAGGGCUUUCAGGCAUAUCUGUGGAUAAAUAUGUUGAGUUCACUUAUGAAGAGCUGGCUACUUCGACUAAUGACUUCAGCAUUGCUAACAAAAUUGGACAAGGUGGUUCUGGUGCUGUUUACUAUGCUGAGCUCAGAGGCAAGAAAGCGGCUAUCAAGAAAAUGGACAUGGAAGCUAUGAGGGAGUUUCUAGCUGAAUUGAAGGUCUUGACAAAUGUUCAUCACCUGAACCUGGUGCCCUUGAUAGGCUAUUGUGUUGAAGGUUCCCUCUUCCUUGUAUAUGAAUAUGUUGAGAAUGGCCACAUAGGCCAACAUCUACGUGGUACAGGAAGGGACCCAUUGCCAUGGUCUAAGAGGGUUCAAAUUGCUCUAGAUUCAGCUAGCGGUCUUGAGUACAUACAUGAACAUACUGUACCAGUUUACAUCCAUCGUGAUAUUAAAACAGUAAAUAUUCUGAUAGACAAAAACUUCCAUGCAAAGAUUUUGGUUUAACGAAACUGACUAAAGUUGGAAGCUCAUCUUUGCAAACACGACUUGUGGGUACAUUUGGAUACAUGCCUCUAGAGUAAGUGUUUUCCUAUUUUGAAUUGAAACCGUAAAGUAGUGACCGAAUUGUUACUUACCCUAUUUUUUUCUUUGAAGCAGAGCAUCCACUAUUAUUAUUCUGAAAGUUGUUCCAUAAUUAUGUAGUUGCAUCCUUCUUUUUAAGUGACUGGUGAUCAGUACACAGUCAGUUGGGAAAAGGGUUGUUCUAAUUAAAAACAAAGGUUUUUUCAACGUCUUGCUCAAAGCUUAAAUUGUUGCUUUCUAAUUGAAGUGUUUCUUAUGAGUGCCUCAUGUGACAGAUUUGCACAUUGCUUUUCUACAGGUAUGCGCAGUAUGGUGAUGUCUCUCCUAAAGUUGAUGUCUAUGCUUUUGGUGUUGUCCUAUAUGAACUAAUUUCGGCGAAGGAAGCGAUUGUCAAGCCAAAUGUUUGAAGAAGUACUUAGUCAGCCAGAUCCUGAUGAAUACCUUCCCAAACUAGUUGACCCAAGACUUGGAGACGACUAUCCCCUUGAUUCUGUCAGGAAGAUGGCACAGCUAGCCAAAGCUUGCACCCAUGAGAAUCCCCUAACAAGGCCAAGUAUGAGAUUAAUAGUGGUUGCGCUAAUGACACUCUCUUCGUCGACAGAAGAUUGAGAUGUUGGAUCUUUCUAUGGAAAUGAAGGUCAGAUAAAUCUUAUGUCUGGAAGGUAGCAAACCAAUAUCUUGCUUCCACGUGCAAUCAAUAUUUCAUUCUGAUCCUUGCUUGUGAGCGAGACCAAGAUCAUUCUGUUUAAGCAUUGGAUCAAUGUACUACUAGUGCAUUUUUUACUUGUAUAGUACUUGCUUGAAUAUAGUGUAAGAAAACAUAGAAAGAUGUAUUUGAUUUGUAACAUUUAGUGUAACUUUGUGAGUUAGAAAUGGAACAUUUCCUCACGGGCAAAUACCGGUUUUCUUUGUUGUCUGCUGCUAUGACGAGCAGUGUUGAUUAAUAUCAGAGUCGGAGUAACAUUUCCUCACGGGGAAAGACCUUGUUGUCUGCUGCUAUGACGAGCAGUGUUGAUUAAUAUGAGAGUCGUAGUCAAGAUUUUACU